AUGUCUCAACCAAAAUACGAACUCCUCUACCACCCCGGCAUCCCCGGCCGCGGCGAAUUCAUCCGCCUCGCCUUCGAAGUGACCGGAAUACCCUACACCGACAUCGCCAACUCCCAAAAAGAUGGCUACGCCACCGUCCAGAAGACCUGCAUGAACACCACCUCAACCGCGAGCGAAGGCAGCAAUCCACCCAUGUUCGCUCCUCCCGCCCUUCGUAUCCCCGGAGCCGGCAAAAACGGCGAAGCGCUGGUCAUUGCUCAGACGUCGAAUAUCCUGCUCUACCUGAGUGAGAAAUUGAGCCUUCUGCCGGAAGGUGAUGAGAACGGGAAGUACUUUGUCAACCAGUUGGUGUUGACAGCAUUGGAUCUCAACAAUGAGAUUCAUGAUACGCACCACCCUAUCGGCCCAUCGUUGUACUACGAAGACCAGAAAGACGCGAGUCUGCUCAAAGCGAAAGAUGUGCGGGAGAAUCGGAUUCCGAAGUUCUUGUCGUAUUUUGAGAGGGUUUUGAAGGGGAAUGGAGACGGGAAGUAUCUUGUGGGAGAGCGGGUGACGACGGCGGAUGUGACGGUGUGGCAGGUGUUGGAUGGGUUGCAAUUUGCGUUUCCCAAGGAGAUGGCAGUGAGGAGGAAGGAGUUUGAGGCACUGUUCAAGUGGUAUGAGGGUUUCAAGGAGGAGAAGGGAUUGAAGGCUUAUCUUGGGAGUGAAAGGAGAUUGCCGUAUAGUCAGGGCGUUUUUAGGUAUUACCCGGAGUUGGAUAGGCAGGAGUAG
Messenger RNA from Zymoseptoria tritici IPO323, 771 nucleotides. RefSeq lists its product as uncharacterized. The coding region runs from base 1 to 771 and encodes 256 amino acids. Gene Ontology annotation, biological process: glutathione metabolic process. The record is from RefSeq and is a predicted model, not a curated record. The transcript has a single exon. Gene Ontology annotation, molecular function: glutathione transferase activity. NCBI's taxonomy places the organism in Eukaryota, Fungi, Ascomycota, Dothideomycetes, Mycosphaerellales, Mycosphaerellaceae.